AUGAACGAUCCGGAGCUCACGCCGAUCUCCAAGGCGCAGCAGCGAAUGGCUUCGGCUUUACCCGGGGAGGAGAGCCCUCUGUCCGGCAGCGUGUGCAGACCCGAGCGCAACGGGAUCUUCUUCAUCCACUGCUUCGUCUGUGGGAGCGGGGUGACCCCGGGGAAAGAGCUGAGCCUACAGGUAAAAUACCAACGAGAAAAAGAUGGCCCGUUUUUCCCUUUCCUGCAAGGCCAGGACCCGGCUCCUGGCGCUCCGGAGAUCAGUCCGGAUGGGGACGCUCUGGUGUGCGCUGUGUGCCACUGCUUCCUGCGCGAACAGUGGAACUCAUUCGAGCGCAACAGGACGCCGAUCGAGAAGCGCAUGUACUGGCUCAAGAGACCAUACCAGUGCGACUUACGGAACUUUACAUACGAUCUGGAGAGAAGAAUGAGCGUUAGCAAUUACGACGCCAAUGAGUCGGACAUUUCCUCAUUCUCUGAUAAUGACCUGUCCGAGCAGGACUUGGACCUGUCAGCGUGUGUAAUGAAUAGCAAUAAUGCUAAUAAAGCAUCAAGAGAAAGCAGUAGAAAGAACACCGUGAGUGUUAAGAGCAGUCCUGAGUCAGUGCGAUAUCCGACCAGAGUUUACACAGGUCAGGACGUACCGAAAUCAGAUCGGCGUCCGACUAAAAUUAUCAAUCACACAUCGCAUUCAUCCGUGUCCAUGGCUCUCCAGCAGUAUGACAGUCUAUCAAUGCGCACACCGCUGCAGGAUAACGGCAUCAUUACGUGCGAUAAGCAGUGGAUACAUGCGUCCACCGGUGAUUCGGAGGCGCCUGACAGCUGCGAUAUCAACAUCACCAGCGAUGACGAGAGAGAGCACGCAGCAUCAUCUCACUUAGAUGUAGAGAGGAGCCAAGCAGCCAAAUGUCGCUCCAGUGAAUGUGCCUGUUAUAUUUGUGGAAGCAGGCUUCCAGAAGGAGGCCGCUUCAGGGUGUUUGUACAAAAGCAGGAGAGAGCGUCCAGUGAACCAUUCUUCCCUUUUCUGUGGCUCCAUACCCCUCCACCUGGUGCAGUGCCCCUUAGCCUGGGUGGAUACACUCUGGUGUGUACUACUUGCCACUCCUCCCUCAUGCAGCAGUGGCAAGGGUUCGAGCUUGCAGAUGUUCCUGUUCUCCAGCGACUCUAUGUGGUGCCCCUCAACACAGGUGCUGCAACCCCUCUUUCUCCACCUACCAUGAAUGAAUGUGGGGAUGGACUCCCAAAAAUCCAUCCGCUCCCCUCCAUGCCACAGAAUCGCAGGGAGGCCUGCUACCUAUGUGGAGAGCACUGCGGUCGAGAGGUCAGGAUGGCAUACACCCAUGUUGGUGCAAGUAAAGCCCGCAGUGCAAUGUAUUUUCCAUUCAUAAAUUUGCUACCAUGCCCUCCAAAUGCUCAGAGAAUGCGGAAUGGAAGGGUACACUGCUGUGUCGCGUGUCACAGCAUCUUGGAAGGGAUCUGGGCAGAGUACUGCCUCUGUCUAAGCGAGGAGCUCAUUACUUCCGUCACCACAUUCCUUGAGAGAUACCACCUGGCCAUGGGAAGGGGAGGAGUCUUGGUAUCCCCCCCCAGAGGACCCCUGUCGACCCCUUCUCAGAAUGCCACAACAACCGCAAGCCACACCUCCAUCUGUUACUUGUGUGGCGAGGAGCUGUCUGGAGGAACCGAGUAUCAUCUUCAUGUUAACCCUCCAGGGCGUUGUGGGGAAAGAGAACCCUUUUUUCCCUUUCUAACUGUCCACCCUCCCGCUCCCCGUGCCCGCCCUGCUGAUGCCACAGGCCUUGUGUCUGCCUGUGCACUGUGCUAUCAUGACCUGCUGGGCCAGUGGACCCAACAUGAGAGUCAGGGCUCAGAAUCAGGCCCGUCCAGCAGCCCCUGGGCACGUCAGUAUAACUGCAACACUUUCAUCUGCUUCUUCUGCAGGAAAGAGAAGAAGAGACCUCUUGGACUGAAGGCAGUGUGCGUUGACCGCUUGCCUGUUUUCCUCUAUGCUCCAAGGGUCAGCCAGACCCUGGUAACUGACAAUGGCAAGCAGUUAACAAUUGGCUCCUGUGUGGAAUGUAAGUCCAUGGUGCUGGCUGGGCAGAACAUGAAACCGGUUAGUGGAAUCACACAAAACAAGGGUUUGAUGGUGGUGGAGGAGUCAGCCAGCAGCAGUAAGGAUGCAGAGACCAGACCACCAAUAGUCACUGUGGCAGAAGUGUCAGAGCAAGACCACACUACAUCAUUCGAACCCAGAAUGGCUUCUGCUACCUCACCGCUGCAUAGCCUGAAAGUGGAAAAGGCAGACAGCUCAGUACCCAGCAUGAGCCAUGAGCCAAAGUCACCAUCAUUAGGCAUGAUUUCCACAGCGACCCGCACCACAGCGACAGUCAGUCCCCUCACCCCAUCUCCCCUCAACAGUUCUAUUGUGACCAAUGGCAGUCCUGCAUCUCAGUCCGCCCACUCGGGAUUUGCCGCAGCUCUCCGCAAGCUGGCCAAGCAGGCAGAGGAACCCAGAGCAGGAUCUUCCAUCAGCAGCGAAUCAUCUCCUGUCUCAUCUCCGGCCACUAACCACAGCUCCCCAGUUAGUACGCCCAAGCGAGGCCCCAUGGGUCCAGUUAUAGUGCCUCCUGGGGGCCACAGCAUACCCAGUACCCCACCUGUUGUCACCAUAGCACCCACCAAAACCGUCAACGGCCUGUGGAGGAGCGAGAGCCGAACUGUACGAGAGGCUGAGUCAGGUCCUCGCGGAGUCAGCCGGGACAGGUUAAGUUCAGAGGCUUCUUCUACACAAGAGAAAGGUGGUCCCACUGUACCGGCCCAACUAAUUGGAAACCCUUACGCAUUUGGCUUGACACCCGUGUCAGUGAUGCAGGACUCGCGCUUUCAGCCUCUUAACCUGCCCCGUCAGAUGCCCCAUGCCGUGCCCCCGGCCAGUGUUCCUGAAGAAUAUCUGAGGGGGUUUCGUCCUUACGCCACAGCUGAGGAGCUCCGCAUGCCCUCUUUACCCCUGGGACUUGAUCCUGCCACCGCUGCAGCUGCUGCUGCCUACUACCACCCUGGAUAUCUGCCCCACCCCUCCUUCUCACACUACAGAAUGGAUGAUCCAUUCUGUCUGUCAGCGCUGAGGUCGCCGUUCUAUCCACUGCCUGCAGGGGGUGCUCUACCUCCUCUUCACCCGUCUGCAGUACACAUGCACCUGCCUGGGGUGCGUUACCCUGGAGACCUAAGCCACCCCUCACUGUCCAGCCUACAGUCGGAACGCUUGUCAGAGAGACUCCAGAUGGAGGACGAGCUGCGACUGAGAGAAAGAGAGCGCGAGCGGGAAAAAGAACGAGAACGAGAGGCUGAGCGAGAAAAAGAGCGUGAGCGAGAAAGGGAGAGGGAGAGAGAGAGAGAGAAGGAGCUGGAGCGUGAGAGAGAGAGGGAGAGAGAAAGGGAAAAAGAGAGAGAACGUGAAAGAGAGAUGGAGCGACAGAAGGAGAGGUCAGCACGAGAGAAAGAGAGCCACUAUCUGGCUGAGCUUCAUGGGCUGAGAGUUCCCCCAGAUGACAGAGCCAAACCUGCAGACAGAAUCACUACAAACAGACCUGAUAAAACCAAAGAGCCCAUCCUUGCAACCUCUAAACCAAUCCAGCCUGGACUUCACCAUUCUCUAAACUCCACCCAUCACCCCGUGCCCAGCCUUGUCUCUGCUCAUGGCAUGUAUCUGGGCCCUGGAGGGGUGGGACCUGCCAGUCUGACAGCGGCCACCAUGCUGCAGCGCACAAAUGAGGAAGAGCGCUGGUUGGCCCGGCAACGGAAGCUAAGGCAAGAGAAAGAGGACAGGCAGUACCAGGUUUCAGAGUUCCGUCAGCAGGUCCUAGAGCAGCACCUGGACCUGGGCAGACAGGGGGAAAUUGCAGACCUGCAUAUAGAGGGACACAGACCUAUACCAGACCAUCACGAGCCCAACAGCAGAGAUCGUGAGAGAGACAGAGAUGCCCAUCCUCUCCUGGGAGCUCCGCCCCCUCUCAUCUCCCCAAAACACCAGCACAAAGACCACGCUCCCCCACCACCAACCACACUUUGGAACCCUGCAUCGCUUAUCGAGACCUCCACCGACUCUAGACGCACCUUGCAUGAGCCCCAGAGUCUGGGUCACUAUGAUGUUAGUCGGCUUUCCCUACCCCCCUCCAAACAUGAACGCCAUUACAACUUUGAAAAGCUGGAAGAGGGAUUUCGGAAAAGGGACAGUCUGGAUAAAUAUCCUCCCAUCCAGCCCAGUGGGUUCUCUGAGUCCAACACUUUCCUAGUGGAGCUGGAAAAAUCCACCCAUAGCUUCCUGAAUCAUCAGAGGGCACCACUGAGUAUGGCAGGGCCAUAUGGAGAGCUGAGUGCAGGCCUGAAGUCCAGCGGGUGUUUUAAGAGCCUCCAGGGGCAUUCACGUCUUGCACCAGAUGCCAUGUUAGUGUACGAUGAGUUCCUGCAGCAGAACAGACAAGCUGUCAGCAAACUUGACUUGGAGGAGAAAAGACGCAGAGAAGCCAGAGAGAAAGGUUAUUACUAUGAGCUGGAUGACUCUUAUGAUGAGAGUGACGAGGAAGAGGUGCGAGCUCAUCUCAGGAAGGUCGCAGAACAGCCACCACUCAAACUAGAUGAUUCCGCUGAGAAGGUGGAGUUUCUGCAGAUGUUUGACCUGAUGACUCUGGCCCGUCGGGAGGAAAUGAUGGAGGUGAAGAGGAGGAAGAGGAGGCGCAUGCUGAGAGAGAGGAGUCUUUCCCCGCCAGCUGUUCAGACCAAGCGGCCUACUCCUGCCCCCCUAAUAACCCGCUUCACCCCAGAGGACAUGAACAACAGCCCUGAACUAGAGGAAAAGAAAUGCUUCCUCACCAUCUUCAGCCUCAACCACGUCACUCAGCAGCAGAGAAGAGAUAAUGAGAGGGUUGAGAAGUUGUUGAAGGCCAUAAAACAAAAGAGCGUGACUCUAGACAGCAUCAGACACAACCCUCACCCGCUGUGCAGGAGCCCUGCAGCCCUAUGCUCAGACCUGUCAUCUACAAUCCAAUCUGAUGAGCUGCUGAAUGGACGGCCUCCCAGUCCCUCCCCCUCUGUGUCUGUGCCCCAACCCCAAGCGGAACCCCUCUCGCACUUGGAUCAGCACAGAUCUCUCUCAGAUCCCUUAAGACUGAAAGACUCUUCCUUGCCUGCUGCAUUACCUGACAAAUGUCGAGUCAAUGACAGCAUCCCAGGCAAGAGCUCUAGUCUACUGAACAGUGUGCGACAGCCCCCGUUCACUAAAGAAAGUUCUGUUAAUGUCAACGGAAAGACCAAACCCUGGGAGAGUUUCAUUGCUGAGGAGUUUGCCCAGCAGUUCCACGAAUCAGUACUGCAGUCCACCCAAAAAGCCCUGCAGAAGAGUAAAGGUGGUGCCUUGGUCAUGUCAGAACAGAACAACGCAGUAGAUUCAUCUGUGCAUUAUAACAUUCCUGAGCUCCAGAGCACACCAGGCCGGUCCAAACCCCACCCACACCCUCCUUCAUUGCAGCCCAAUGGACAGCACUGCCCCCCACAGCCUUCCCGCCAGGAGCUCUCCACAGAGGAGUCUGAGGAAGAGGUUGAGGAUGAGGAAGAUGACACAGAGGAGGACGAGCCCACAACAUCUAGGUGGCAGGGCAUUGAAGCCAUCUUUGAAGCGUAUCAAGAUUAUGCAGAAGAGCAAAGCAUUGAGCGACAAGUUCUCCACAGUCAGUGCAGACGGCUGGAAGUGCAUCACUAUAAUCUCAGUCUAACUGCUGAACAGCUCUCACACUCAAUGGGGGAGCUGAUGGCUCAGAAGCAGAAGCUUGCGGCUGAGAGGGAGAACCUACAGGCAGAGCUGGAGUACUUUAAGAAGUGCCUGAUGCUGCCACAGAGCCCCUGGUCUAGGAGUCACUUCAAGGGCUAUCCACCCAGGUGACACCGACCAACCACUCAAACAACCUCCCACAUCCCUUACAAACCCCCAAACCCAGACCCAUGUUCAGGCCACUCCGAGAGCCUGGAUAGUGAUGGUGAGAAACAGAACAUCUGGCCCACAAAUUUGCCAUCCCUUGUGAUGCCAUCCUGUGGGCAAAAUCACGCAUGAACACGUCAAAGCCUCUGAAUGCCUCCAGCUCGCAGGGACAGCCAUACUGCAUCGUAGAGAGAAGAAUGCCAGUCGAAAUGCAGCUCAGCCCAUCUGCCAUCUCUUUACCAUGGAGGUCACGCCUAGAAAUGCACUUAAAGACAA
Sinocyclocheilus anshuiensis is the source of this 6249-nucleotide messenger RNA. Its product is annotated as genetic suppressor element 1-like. Bases 1 to 5937 code for a protein of 1978 amino acids. The transcript is spliced from 17 exons. NCBI's taxonomy places the organism in Eukaryota, Metazoa, Chordata, Actinopteri, Cypriniformes, Cyprinidae. The record is from RefSeq and is a predicted model, not a curated record.